CAAGCAAGCUCAGGAAAAAUUUAUCUCAGCACUGAUCACCCUGAUGGAUGAUUUUUGUAAAGUUAAUCUACCCAUCUUCUAACCGCUUAUUUUGGUCAGGAUCGCGGGAUUUUCCGUUACUAUAAGCACGAAGUUCAUAUAAACGUUACUUUAAGAAAUCAGUAGCGGUAUUCAGAGUUUCAGGACUUUGGUCGGUCAUUUGCUAAAAAGACAGAAAGUUGGUGUUUUCCUGAACGUUAAGCAUAACUUUCUGGCAGAGCGGGCAUAAGGAAUUCUUCCCUCCAAGCGGCUUUUUCUGUCUACGACGUCCGUGUCCCUUCUGGCGCUGUGAGCACGUCAAACCCCUCCUGGGUGUAUCCUGUCUCCUGUUUCUGCUCCCGAUGGCAGCCUAACGUUUCAGACGUGCUUACAGUUUAUUACGGGCAUGCUGAAGUGAUCUGCUACUUUUUAACAGGUCUAGUUGUAUCUCAUCUGCAUAAUCCUUUUCCAACAUCCGUGUCCUAGUGGGACCACAGGAAGACACGAAAAAAGAAAUAAAAACUACAAUAUCCUACGUAGUGCUUUUAAUACACGAGGGAGCGACUCUAUAGACCUCAGAUCCCGACUUUAAAAAUGCGGUUCGCAUUGAUAAUGGUGAUGCUUCUCCUCGCCAAUUUUGCUGAGGGUAAACAGAAGGAUUUUUACACUUUUAAGGUGGUGAAUAGCAGAGGGAAGCUGGUGUCUUUGGAGAAAUACCGGGGGUCGGUAUCGCUGGUGGUGAACGUGGCCAGCGAGUGCGGCUACACCGAGGAUCAUUACACUGACCUCCAGCAGCUCCAGCGAGACUUUGGGCCCUACCACUUCAACGUGCUGGCCUUCCCCUGCAACCAGUUUGGCCAACAGGAGCAAGGCAGCGACAAGGAGAUCGACAGCUUCGUGCGGCGUGUUUAUGGUGUCAGUUUCCCCCUCUUCAGCAAGAUCGCCGUGGUGGGAAGUGGGGCCAACAACGCUUACAAAUAUCUGGUUGAGUCUUCCGGAAAGGAGCCGAAUUGGAAUUUCUGGAAGUACCUGAUCGACGUGAAUGGGAAAGUGGUAAAUACGUGGGGGCCCACCACCUCUGUGAAAGAGAUCCGUCCACUGAUCUCAGACAUGGUGCGACAGAUCAUCCUGAAGAAGAAAGUGGAGCUUUAGGAUGCUGAAGCGGAAAGCUUGACAAGACGUCAGAUGGAGGAGGAGUGACUGAAGGUCAGAACUUAAGGGCCUGGUGCUACAUUCAUAGAGUGUUUUCAGGAAUCUCUAUGAAUCACACAAUAGUCUACAAAAAAAGGGGCAAUUAAGGCUAGUUAUAAUGAAGAGUAACGUUAACGACAUGAGAACAACGAUGAAAGUCGGCACGUCUGUCUUUGCAUUCAACAUGAAAACACGUUAAUUUGUUUUGAGUAUCCAUUCAUUCAUCCAUCCAAUGUGUGCUUAUCCUGUUCAGGGUCUGGGGCCUGGAAGCGUUCCAUUAAACUCUAUGAAAUUCAAUUUAUACUUUUAAUGCCUCAUAAAAGAGUAUUUUAACAAAAGGGAUAGAUCUGAAAGGGAUCAGAUAAGUUGAUCUGAACAGAAUUUUAAAAGCAAAAUAUAAUGUUUUUGUUUCUACAGUACCUUCAUCAUUAUUAGGGGCAUGAAACAAUAUUCUUUGGUGAGCAUUCACUUUUGCAGAUGUCAUAGAGCCAUGCAGAUAUUAUUUUGUUGAUAAUCAUCUUUACCGACGGGUGUAAUCAGGAAAACACAUUCCAUGCUAAAUUAUGGUCUUUUGGUCAGAAAAUGUGCCUUAACUAUUAUAUUACACAGAGGCACACGCUUGUGUGUCGCCCCAUUGUACCUGCUGGCUAAGGGGUGGGGCCCAGUGAGGGUCACGUUCCAUCCAAAUGAAUUUAUGCAUCAACACACCUUGGUGGGAAAAACUGAAAAACUUCUGAUCUUCCACUGUUGUGUUUCCUGCUGUAUAGCAGUCAUUUACAUAACCGCAUAAAUGUUACUGGGCUGCCAUCCAAGCGCUCUGUGUCUCAUUGUCAUUCCUUUUAAUUUUAGAAAUUCUUUAAUUCUUAGUUCACUCAGCAGGGCACUGGCAUCUUUGGGUCGUCCAUUUUAAGUGGCAUCAGUUUUCUUUUGUAAUUUUGUGUGUUUAGAAAUAAUAAAAAGAAAAACUUUUGUAAGCA
Messenger RNA from Paramormyrops kingsleyae, 2186 nucleotides. RefSeq names its product glutathione peroxidase 7 (gene gpx7). NCBI's taxonomy places the organism in Eukaryota, Metazoa, Chordata, Actinopteri, Osteoglossiformes, Mormyridae. Gene Ontology annotation, molecular function: glutathione peroxidase activity. The record is from RefSeq and is a predicted model, not a curated record. Gene Ontology annotation, biological process: response to oxidative stress.